This is a messenger RNA of Acaulospora morrowiae, 825 nucleotides long. Lineage: Eukaryota; Fungi; Glomeromycota; Glomeromycetes; Diversisporales; Acaulosporaceae. The record is from the annotation of a GenBank genome assembly.
AUGAUGUUGUCACAGGAAGCAUGGCUUUAUAUGAUCCAAGUAACGAUGACAUUAUACUUCCACAGCGUGAUGUAGGGAAGUUUCUUUCAGGCAAUGAAAGUAAGGACUUUGGGAAUGUUGAAUUAAAAUUGGACAUUCAUGGUCUACAAACACCCAUUAUGACUGUCCCUCCUGGAUUAGAGGGGUACCGUAGUCCGACUUCACCACGAUCUGGCAAUAUGAUUACUUCCCCACCGCUUAAUGCGGAUCAUAUCGAACAAUAUCUUAGUCCGACGCUGGCAGGUCUCACCUCGCCAACGAUAGCUAGUGUGAAUGCAGUAAAUCAAAACAUUUUACUUGCGGGUGUACGGGAAGAUAUGUCAGGAAAUAUAACAACAAAUCAAACAAUUGCUGAAUUGACAAAUACAUUGAACAAUAUGACUAUUGCUAGUGUAAAUGGUAGUGUAGUUUCUGAAAUAGGUAAAGUAACAUCCCCUGUUCUUUCAAAUGUUCAAGUAUCAGGAUCGUCGGUUGCCCCUAAACAGGCAAAAUUAUCUUGGGCGGCAAUUGCAAAAAAUGCACCCAAGCCUCCUCCGGUAAAUACAUCACCAGAGGUUUUAGGUACGGUAGCUGGUGCUUAUAGUGCAGCCAUCUCACCAACAUCUGCAGUUUCGCCUACUUCAGCAUAUGCUAGGCCUAUGUCUGCUCCCACUGGUGCUUGGGUUAGUAAAGCUAAAAUUGUUGGAACACCUUCAGGUAAUGGCAUGAGCAACCUUUUUGUAUCACCAAAUCCAGGACUUGUGACGCCAACUGGUAUGGGGUCAAUCACCAUUCCUGCGACACAAG